This is a messenger RNA of Triticum aestivum (bread wheat), 3103 nucleotides long. Its product is annotated as putative disease resistance protein RGA4. The coding region runs from base 262 to 1404 and encodes 380 amino acids. The transcript is spliced from 2 exons. NCBI's taxonomy places the organism in Eukaryota, Viridiplantae, Streptophyta, Magnoliopsida, Poales, Poaceae. Gene Ontology annotation, molecular function: ADP binding. The record is from RefSeq and is a predicted model, not a curated record.
ACACCCCCGUCCUCCCAACUGCCCCAGCAUUCAUUCUCUACUUUGCUAGUAGCUUCAACCGCACACCAUCGCUAUUGUUCUUCCUCUGCAAUUUUCUGCCUCGCAUUCUUCUUCUUCACGCGGGGGGUGGACACCAGGCUUCGCUUGGAGCCGCGGUUAGACAAGCUUAGAUCUGCCCUCUACGAGGCCGAGGAUAUCUUAGAUAGUGUCGAAUAUCAGUGUCUCAAGAAGAAGAUCCAAGAUACCAAGUCAGAAAGCAGCAUGGCUCCACUAAGUCCAUUUAAGAUGUAUAUUCUGAUGAAGAAUCUCCAGUCUUCCAUGCCGAGCUCUCCCCUAAAAGAUAUGGACACUGGGUUGCCAAAAGUGGAAUUGAAGAAAAGCCUAGAGAAGAUAGAAAGUGCUAUAAAUGAUGCAUGUAAAGUUUUGAAACAACUGAACUUGCCAAGUGUAAGUAAUGAUAAUGGGAGACCUGCCGUUGCUACCAGUUCACGUAGUGCAGGCAUUAGUCCUCUGCUACGAGUAAUUGGUCGAGAUCAGGAUCAUGACAAGAUCAUAGCAAUGCUUCAUGAGAAGGAAAACCGGUGUCAUGCAAACACCAUCAGUGGUACAUGUCAUUCUGUAAUAGGCAUUCAUGGAAUCGCCGGGUCUGGGAAAUCAACACUUGCACGGUGUGUUUAUGAUCAUGAGAAAAAGCAGAAGCGGGAGAAUAAGGAAGGCCAUUUCGAGAUUGUCAUCUGGGUUCACGUUUCACAGAAAUUUGACUUGGAUUCCAUUUUCAGGGACAUAUUUGAGGGGGCUACAGGGAAAAAAUGCCCAAAAUUAAACAGUCUUCACACCCUAAAGGAGAAACUGGAGGAGGUACUGCUUGGGAAACGGAUAUUGUUGAUACUUGAUGAUGUCUGGUACAACAGUAGGAAUUCGGAAGACCAUGAAGAACUACAAAAGUUAAUUUCUCCGCUGAAUGUUGGAAAGGCAGGAAGCAUAAUUUUGGUGACUAGUCGAACUGAAGAUGCAUUAUUAGCUCUGGGUGCUGUUCAAGAGAGAUGCAUUCCAAUAUCUGACCUGGAUGAUGAAAUGUUCCUUGAAAUGUUCAUGUAUUAUGCACUUGGAGAUGCAAGGGUAGGUGACCAUGAUCGAACAAAACUUGAAAUGAUUGGGAAGGACAUUGCGACAAAGCUGAAGAGAUCGCCUCUAGUCGCCAGAACAGUGGGUGCACGGCUCCGUAAAAACCCAAAAGUUGAGAUUUGGAUGAGAGAGAAGGAUCGGGACCUUAUUAAAGAGACGAUGGGAGCUUUGUGGUGGAGCUACCAGUAUCUUGAUGAGCAGGUUAGGCGAUGCUUCGCUUAUUGCAGUAUUUUUCCAAGACGACAUCGUUUGAAACGUGAUGAGUUAGUUAAGUUGUGAGUGGCAGAAGGGUUUAUAAAGACUAGUAAACCUGAAGAGGAAAUGGAAGAUGUUGCUGAGGAAUACUUUGACGAAUUGUUGUCGGCCUCAUUUCUACAAAUUGGAGGGAAAGAAAGGGUACCUGCACAUGACCGUGUGGUUGAUUACUUUACAAUUCAUGAUCUGCUCUGUGAUUUAGCGGAGGAGGUUGCCGGAAGAGAUUGCUUCAGGAUCGAGAAAGGCUUCAUAGGAGAAGUUCCUCAAGAUGUUCGCUAUCUUUUUGUUGGGACUUAUGAUAGAGAGAUGCUUACUAAGAAGAUACCAGGAUUGCAAAAUUUACGCACUCUCAUCAUUGAUGGCAUGAUAAAGGUUCAAUCAAACGCGCGCGCUGUCUUUAGGAGUUUUUUCAUUAUGUUCACGGGGCUGUCGAAAUUGCGGGUACUUAACGUUUCUGUGGCAUUGGUCUUAGUAUGUUCUCAUUCCCAGAUUCCAUUGGCAAGUUGAAGCAUCUGCGUUAUUUUGCUUUUCGGGUGCCUCAAAUUACCAAGCUAAAUUUACCGGCCGCUUUUACCAAACUUUACCACAUGCAGGUGGUAGAUUUUGGUCUUUGCAUUAAUUUGGCGUUCCGUUGUGGUGAAGAUAUGAUGAACCUUGUCAACUUGCGGUGCGUAAUCAGCAAGGCAGAUCUGGCAUUUCCAAACAUUGGCAGGCUGACAUGGCUCCAUAUCUUACCAUUCUUCACAAUAAAGAGGAUACAUGGGUAUGAGUCACAUCAGUUGAAACACCUAAACAAACUUCAAGGCAAGCUGCAGAUCCAUGGUAUUGAGCAUGUUAAGACUAAGGAAGAGGCUGUUGAAAUCAAUCUUGCUGGCAAGGAAAGACUCACAGAACUAGUACUGGUGUGGGAUCAUGAUCACUUUCGCAUUCCAGAACCAGAGGUUCAAGCAGAGGUACUUGAGGGCCUUUGCCCUUGGAAGUAUCUUGAAAGACUAGAAAUCCGGAAUUACCAAGGUAGGAAGAUACCGAGUUGGCUGAUGGGUAAGCAUAAAGUCUGCCCAAAGAACCUGCAAGAGCUUAAGUUCAGCAGAUGCAGCUGGGAUGCCUUGCCGGGUAAUACAGAGCACCUCACGUUACUCAAGAAUGCGAUAUAUAGAGAUCGGUGAUUCAAUUUGGCAACAGAUUGAGCAAUUCCACAGAAAAUAAUUGGAAGUUACUGAAAAAGGUUCGUACGGAAGGUACAUAUUUGAUUUCCUUCUAUGUCUUCCUUUUCUAGUUUUUGUGUUCAGUAAAUGGUAUUGCAACUAUUAGCCGUUGAUAUUGCUGUUACGUUUCUGAUUCGUUUGCAAACUGUCAGCCAUGUGCUUAUUGCCGAGGACGGAAGCUGAAGGAGAUGGGCUGCCAAAUCUACAGGCUCUUUUUUUUUCCGUUGGUUUUUACAUGCUUGGUUUGUUGAUUCUUGUGUAUUUGCUUGCUUGUGAAGCGGUGUGGACAGUGCAGAAUGUCAUGUCUGCGCAGCGGGAACAAGCAAAGCAGCUGCGACUUGUCUGUCUGCCUCAACUUGGCGGUUGACAGACAAACAAACAAGGCUCAACCAAAGUUGGCACUAAAUCUGUAGACUCUGGUGUGGUAAAAUGGGAGUUCCAUGUGCCAGAGUUUACUGCUGGUGAUGUCAUGGGCGCUAUGCACCAACUUGUCACCCUAAAAAAAUGAAAAUACUUGG